AUGAAUUUACCGAAGGUUCCAAGCCUUGUGCACCAAAUGAACAAUAAUCUGCAAUUGAAUCAACCUCGACAACAAGCAUCAGUACAACAGCAACAUCGAAUUCCUUUUGAACAGUUAAAACGUACUAUUUCAAGCAAUCUUCCAUGCUUUUUCAUUCAAUACGAAAAAGCAGACAACUCGAAGAAUAGGCCAUCGGAUAUAUCAGCAGCACGGGUAAUCGAAGAUCAUUUCAAUCAACAAGGAAUCUCGAUAUCGUUUUCAAUAGUCGGCCAUACAGGUAAUAAAUUAAAAUUAGGAGUUAACAACAAAGAGUCGUAUGCAGCAUUAAUAAAGACGGAUAAAUGGCCGCCACAAGUCAAUAAUAUCAACAUCACCGUGAGUAAGCCGAAAUUUACUCCGGAUACCUUUGCGCUUGUGGUUGGAUAUGUACCUUCUCAGUACGAUGACGAGUUUGUCAAUGAAGAAAUUAAACGAUAA
Rotaria socialis is the source of this 477-nucleotide messenger RNA. NCBI's taxonomy places the organism in Eukaryota, Metazoa, Rotifera, Eurotatoria, Philodinida, Philodinidae. The record is from the annotation of a GenBank genome assembly.